Molecule: messenger RNA, 4754 nt
Organism: Scophthalmus maximus (turbot)
Lineage: Eukaryota; Metazoa; Chordata; Actinopteri; Pleuronectiformes; Scophthalmidae
Product: PDZ domain-containing protein 4-like
Exons: 9
Coding region: 740-3616 (958 amino acids)
Molecular function (GO): protein binding
Source: RefSeq, a predicted model, not a curated record
AGAGGAGGAGGAGAGAGGAGGAGGAGAGAGGAGGAGCAGAGAGGAGGAGAGAGGAGGAGGAGAGAGGAAGAGAGAGGAAGAGAGAGGAGCAUGUGUUACUGUCUGUCCUCGACACAGUGAAGGUGUAACUGCCACCGGCUCAUCACCUCUGACCUCUGCACCUGGAGAGUCCUGUUAGAAACACACACACACACACACACACACACACACACACACACACACACACACACACACACGAGGCAGGAGGUGAGAGCUGCACUGUUCACAGAUGAUGAGUUCAAAAAGCAGAAACAACGUGCAGAAGUUCAGCUGGAACAAAAAACCACAACAUUACAGAACAGAACAAGUCCAGAGACUGUAAAUAUGAUAUAUGAACAUUUUCAUAUUUGUCUAAUUGAUUGAAUGACACAAGCACAAGCCAGCCGGACGCUGACGACACAUCUCUGACGUGAAACUGGACGAUUCUACAAAAAGCACAUGAACUUGAACAAAACGAUGGAAACAGAAACAAACACGUGGGUUUUAACUUUCAGCUCCACUUUUAAAUCCACUCUGGAAUCUAACACUUGAGUCGUGAACGAGAAGGAGACGAGGAGACGAGCUGAGGGGAGAGGAAAGUGUGAUACACCACAACCCCCGAAUGAGGGUGGGGCUGCACACACAAAGACCCUGACGGAGCGAGAGUCCCGCUGCGAGAGCCGGUCCUCUGGACCCGCUCGGUCCGGCACCGGCUCACAAGAUGGGCUGCAACAUGUGUGUGGUCCAGAAGCCCGAGGACCAGUACAGGGUCAUGUUCCAGGGAAGGGACAGGUCGACAGAACUGCUGAGUCGGGAGAAAACAGGAGAACAUGCGCAGACAGAGGACAAGAGAAGAGAAAGAGAAAUGAAUAACGCUCAUUUUAACAACAUGCUGAACUCUUUCGAUGCUGAUGCUCGAUUCAAGGUGAAUGGGAAGGAGCUGACGCGCCUCUCUGGGGAUCCCACUCUGGACAUACGAGACCCCAUACUGUCCAACAUCCUGCGGCGCGGCGCUCGCCGGCGGGCCGGUCUGGCCGCAGCUCCCGGAGGGUUCGUGCCAGUGACCAUGGGCGUGGCCGACUGUGUGGACAGCUGCACGCAGACAGACAUCAGCUUCCAGCAUAUGUUGACGUUGGGCAGGAGCAGCCAGCAUCCCUGUGGAGCUCCGCCCCCACCCGACCCGCCGCCCUCCCCUCCGCUGCCGCCGCUGCUGGAGCCGGAUCUGCUCGAUGAACUCUUCAUCGAGCCGGUUUACUACGACCCCACGGACUACUUCGACAUCACUCAGCAUGAGGUGGACCGGCAGGACGAGCUGGAAUACGAGGAGGUGGAGCUGUGUAAGUCCCGUCAGCAGGACAAACUGGGCCUGACGGUGUGUUACAGAACCGACGAGGAGGAGGACCUGGGCAUCUACGUGGGAGAGGUGAACCCGAACAGUAUCGCUGCAGUAGAUGGUCGCAUCCGCAAAGGAGACAGAAUAUUACAGAUCAACGGAGUGGACGUCCAGGACCGAGAGGAGGCGGUGUGGAUCCUCACCAGAGAGGACAGCACCAACGUGUCCCUGCUGCUGGCCCGACCCGAGAUGGAGAAUGACAACCAGCUGGACCCAGAUGAGCUGGACGACCUGGAGCCGCUGGACAACGCCGUCCACCUGCCCAGCAGCCACAGAGUGCGGAGCAGCUCCGUCCUCGGGGCUGGAGCAGGCGGUGUCGCGGGUGGAGCUCUGCUCGGUGGUCACUGUCGCUCAAUCAGCAGGGACUCACCUGAUCUGCUCCAGACGGUGCUGAGCAACAGCCAGGAGCUGGACAGUGGUGUGGGCCGUACGGAUGAAAGCACUCGGUACGAGGAGUCGUCCGAACACGACCUGCUGGGAGACGACCACACCAGCGCCUCCAACACAAACGCCACCAACACACCCGGCAGCAUGCGCAAGUUCCUGUCUGGUAGGAGCGACACGCCGCCCCUGUUGCACUCCCAGGACCUGCAGUUCAGCACCGACUCCCUCCUGGGGCUGGACUGUGCUCAUGGUGGAGGGCUGGAGCAGCUGGAGAGGACCUACAUGUCCGAUCCUGUGAGGAUGAUGAUGCCGGGGUUGACUGAGGAGGAGUGCGAGAGGUACAAAGAGCUGCUAGAAAUCAAGUGUUACUACGAGAAGAACGGCAACGCAAUGCUGCUGCUGGGAGGCCAGGACGAAGGGGGUGUCCCGCUGGACGUGAACCGGAACGAGAGCCUGACGCAGCAUGAGAUGGCUCUUCUGGAGGAGGAACUGCGCCACUUGGAGUUCAAGUGUCGCAACAUCCUGAGGGCGCAGAAGAUGCAGCAGCUGAGGGAGCGAUGUCUGAAGGCGUGGCCUCUCGAGGACAAGAACGGAGCAGGAGCAGGAGUUGGAGUCGGUGCUGGACGCUUGGACAUUAGUGCUUCGGUCACUGAGGAAUCCUGUCGCCACGCGUUGUCAGAUAUCAACGAGCUCCCAGAGAGGGAGCGCUCAGACAAGGACAGUACGAGUGCCUACAACACUGGAGGGGAGAGUUGCAGGAGCACUCCUCUGGUCAACGAACAGUACCCAUCACCCUCCACUCAGAGUCUGGAGCGAGGAGAGUCGCUUUGUUCCGCAGGUUUACAGUUUCCAACCUCCACGAGGCAGAGAGAGAGGGGAACCAGGACCGAAAGAGGGGACGGGGUCCAAUCAAACCUGAACCAACCCAACUCUCAAUGUCAGCGAAGAGCAGCGGAGCCUAAGACAUCCAGCCCUGGUGCUAAGGUCAGGUCCCUGUCCCGGGACGGAGGAACCAGGAGGGGCUCAGAUGGCGGAGUGAGACGUAACCCUAAAGCCAACGGGUCAGCAGAGAGGACCGGUGGGCGCAGUGCAGAAAACAGCCCCUACCUGUCCCGUCGCCAAACUGAAUCAAAGCCGCCUCCGCGCUACCUGAGCUGCAUGCAGCUGAGGUCUCCCUCCGCCUGUGAGCAGCUCGGUGGCCUCAGAGAGACCCGAGAGGUCGGCAUGGAGACCGGAGGGGAUGCCAGCCCCAUGAGUUUGGGAAGCACGUGCAAGGGAGUUGCCCAGGUCCCGGGCCCCGUACCGGUACCCCUGUCCCCCUCACUGAUGCCCGCCUCCCCUCGUAUGGAGUGGAAGGUGAAGAUCCGCAGUGAUGGCUCGCGGUACGUGGCCAAGCGGCCCGUGAGGGAUCGCCUCCUGAAGGCUCGCGCCAUGAAGAUCAGGGAAGAGCGCAGCGGCAUGACGACGGACGACGACGCUGUGAGCGAAAUGAAGAUGGGCCGCUACUGGAGCAAAGAGGAGCGCAAGCAGCAGCUGCAGAAGGCCCGCGAGCAGCGGCGGCGCAGGGAGUUCAUGAUGCAGAGUCGCCUCGACUGUCUGAGAGAGCGGGAGAGGGAGCAGGGCGGCGGUGGUCCGCAGGAGGCGACACCCCCGCAGGAGACCAACUCCAUCCUGGAGCUUUGCCACCGCAGGAGCAUGAAGAAGCGCAGUCGCAGAAUCCUGGACAACUGGAUCACUAUUCAGGAGCUGCUGGCUCAUGGGAGCAGGUCUGCCGACGGGAAGAAAGUGUACAACCCGCUGUUAUCUGUCACCACCGUCUGAGACCUUGUGACGUGGCAGAUGGAGAGAGAAGGACGUGACAUGAUGUUUGAACACAAUCUCCCUUCGGCAGCACGGGUCAGUGAUGGGAACUCAAAGGAACGACUUUAGGCCCAAACCUGAACUGUUGAGAUGGGAGAAGACGGUCGUCUCGACGUUAACAAUCCUCUCGCUUUACAUUCGUCUGUUUCAUGGUCCAACGGACCCAAACCACGAUUUUCGCGAUGCUUCGCAUCUCACGUGUGAAAAAGACACGUCGCCAUUCGUGACCGGUCAAGUUACGUGAAGGACAGAUGCUGGGAGAGAUGGCGCCACCUACUGUUUGUGAUCUCUGCAGCAGGCCUCCGUCACGUUGACGAAUGACGGAAGGAAAAUCCACUGAUGUGCCAUGAAGCUGUUUGUGUCAACGCAGGACGUUUGUCUUGUUCAUGUCGUCGAGACAUUCUCUUCGUUCCUGUCGUGUUCGUCUUCAAAAGCUUCUUUUGUUCUGAAAUCAGACACAAUCAUCAGAACGUCUUUUUGAUAUGAAUGAGCGGUGCCUUCCUCCGGCAGGUUCGACUGUACAGCACAAUUUGACAGUUUUUUUUAAAGAAAAGCACAUUGUAUCAUACGAAGCACAGAAAUCAUUUGAUUUUGUUUCACAAGACAAAAUAUCAAAGUCCUGUUUAUCCACUUCAGGUCUUUUCCAGAUCGAUACGUUUUGAUCAGUUUGAUGUUUAAUUUAUUUAAAUGCCGACUGUGAUCGAGGCUGUUUCACAGAAAAUGAUGAUUAUUCUUCGCUUCAAGACAUCUACUGUACAUCUACUGUACUAUUUCAUUCAUGACUUGUUUGAUUUCCAAAUGCGACUUUUUAAUUCUUUGCUCUCAGAAUCGACCACUGGAUCAUAAUCCAACAAGAACAAUGACAGUCUGACGUGUCUGAGUUAUAAACAGCUGAUUAAUUAAUUUGGCUCACCUGCAUGUUUUGAUGUCUUCACCCUCAUGUACUUCAUCAUUCUGUAGUCGUGAAUGUUUCUAUGAUCUGCUCAUAGCAUAGAGAAAAAAACCUGUGGUAUUCUUCUUGUUUGUUGAGUGUUGUGAUGUCGUGUCGGCCAUUUUGCAGUGAAAAGCUUUUCUAAAAUAAAUGCUGUGAUCAUAAAAA